AUGGUUCCAAAUGAAGCCAGUCAGUACAUGGGAAUCAUCCGUCUCCUUCACCAUUUUGGAUGGACAUGGAUUGGGUUCUUCAUCGUUGACAAUGACAGUGGAGAACAUUUCAUGCAGGUGUUCGAACCGCUGCUUUCCCAAAAUGGGAUCUGUUCAGCAUUCACCGCAAAAAUCCCCAAAGCAGAGUUGGAUGAUCUCCCAACCAUUAAUAGGAAAGUCUGGAAUAUUUACCUACCGAUGACUAACGUCAAGGUGAAUGCAAUGGUUGUUUAUGGAGAUACCUUGUCCAUUAUGUUGCUGAGCAAUUUUAUGCUACAAGCAACUCAUGGUAAUAGUUCAGAUGUAUUCUUUCAAAGGGUAUGGAUUAUGACUGCCCAGAUUGAUUUUGCAAUGUCCAGAAUUCAGAUGGGCUCCGAUUUGCAAGUGUUUCAAGGAGCUAUUGCUUUUGCUAUUCACUCCCAUCAACUGCCCAAGUUCCAGAAAUUUCUUCUGGCCCUAGACCCGUGUCAGACUGGAAGAAAUGAUUUUCUGAAUGUCUUCUCGGAGCAAGCUUUGGACUGUUCAUUUCAAUGUCCAAAGAUACCAACGGAGGCCACAGAAGUAUGUUCUUGGGAAGAGAGCUUGAAGAAACUUCCCAGAUCUCUGUUUGAAGUUCGCAUGACCGGUCACAGCUAUAGCAUCUACAAUGCGGUCUAUGCUAUCGCACAUUCGUUGCAUUCCAUGGAGUUAUUUAGGUCCAAACUCAGAUCCAAGAGCGGUAUGAAAAAAACCAAACUACAAAGUCUUCAGCCUUGGCAGCUCCACCCAGUUCUUCAAUCUAUUGCGUUUAACAAUUCCGCUGGAGAAACGGUGUACUUCAAUGGAAAGAAGGAGGUGGGCAGUGGAUUUGAUAUCAUAAACUUAAUCACCUUCCCAAACAACUCUUUUGCUAAAGUGCAGAUUGGAACAAUGGAUCCUGAAGGGAAAAAACUCAAUCUUGAUGACUCAAAAAUUAUGUGGCCCCAGCGUUAUAAUCAGGUACAACCAGUUUCUGUAUGUACUGAGUCUUGCCUUCCAGGUUACCAGAAGAAAAAAAGAGAGAAGGAUAAAUUCUGCUGUUAUGACUGUUCACCGUGCCCAGAAGGGAAGAUCUCAAAGUUGAAGGAUAUGAUUGAUUGUAUCGAAUGCCCAGAAGAUCAGUAUGCUACCAAGAAUAAGGAUGGAUGCAUCCCCAAAACAAUAAGCUUUCUUUCUUAUGAUGAACCUUUAGGAAUCGGUUUAAUGUCAGUGGCUGUUUCCUUUUCUUUGAUCACAGCGUUGGUGUUGGGAACAUUCAUUAAGCACCGAGAUACACCUAUUGUCAAAGCCAACAACCGAGAUCUCACCUACCUUCUCCUUGUCUCCCUUCUUGUUUGCUUCUUGUCUUCUUUGCUCUUUAUUGGACAACCAAGGAAAGCGACUUGCUUUCUCCGACAAUCUGUUUUUGGCAUUAUCUUCUCCGUCGCAGUUUCUUCUGUAUUGGCCAAGACUAUCACGGUGGUGGUAGCAUUUAUGGCCACCAAGCCAGGAUCCAAGAUGAGGACAUACAUGGGGAAAAGACUAUCCAACUCUAUUGUCAUUUCUUGCUCUCUGGUUCAAGCAGUCAUUUGUAUUGUAUGGGUGGCAACCACACCUCCAAUCCCAAAUUUAGAUAUAUACUCAGUCCCGGGGGAAAUUGUAGUAGAAUGUAAUGAAGGAACCACCAAUAUGUUUUAUCUUGUCUUGGGUUAUAUGGGUUUCCUAUCCCUUAUCAGCUUUAUGGUGGCUUUCCUUGCCAGGAAGUUGCCAGAUACUUUCAAUGAAGCCAAAUUUAUCACUUUUAGCAUGUUGGUGUUUUGCAGUGUUUGGUUGUCUUUUAUUCCAACGUAUUUGAGCACCAAAGGAAAGUAUAUGGUAGCUGUGGAGAUCUUCUCCAUCUUAGCUUCCAGUGCUGGGGUGUUGGGUUGUAUCUUUUCCCCCAAAUGCUACAUCAUUCUUCUAAAGUCUGAACUGAACACCAAGGAACAGCUGAUAAGAAGUAAAAGAUGAGAAGUCUUUUAUUACCAUAAAACAAUGACCUACCUUUGUAUACUAAAAUAGGAUUGUUUCUGAUUUUAUAUGAAACUCGUUGAUAACCCAGCAUUGCUCGGGUAUUUAUUUAUCCCAAUCCUGUAUUAGACAG
Messenger RNA from Pantherophis guttatus, 2179 nucleotides. NCBI's taxonomy places the organism in Eukaryota, Metazoa, Chordata, Lepidosauria, Squamata, Colubridae. The record is from RefSeq and is a predicted model, not a curated record.